AUGUCUCUUGACCCAUAUAAACUUUACUUAAAACGUCAGGAAACAGGUAUCAAACCUGAUGUAAGAGAAGCUCUUGUCAAUGAAGUACAGCAGCCUAUCAGUUCCCGUAGGCCGCACCGCGCGUUCGAGGACACCCUGUCUGACACCGUCGCCGUCAUGAGUCGCCUGUCGCUGCUCGUCGUCGCCCUGCUGCUGGCAACAGCCGCGGCCUCCAUCUCCCGAAUGGCGGUGACUGAAUGCCCACAUCACCCUGGCCAGUGCCAGGACCCUUCCACAGGGGAAUUCCACACCGCAGGCUCAGAAUGGUAUCACCAGGGAGAAUGUCAAAAAUUCACCUGCGCCUUCCCUGAGAUCAUCAUUACAGGCUGCCCGUCCAUCGACGUGGAGCCGCCGUGCUUCGUGGUGGACGGCGACCCCACCCUCACCUACCCCGCCUGCUGCCCGGCCGGCGCCUGCUCGCGCCCCGCGCACACCUUGGACGAGAACGUCAUCGCGUGAUGCCGUCGUGGCGUGUGAUCGCUCGGGCAAGCCCCUGCGUUUGUAGGAUGCUCAGCAAUAAAAUUUUGUCAUCCGUC
Messenger RNA from Gryllus bimaculatus (two-spotted cricket), 575 nucleotides. The record is from the annotation of a GenBank genome assembly. Lineage: Eukaryota; Metazoa; Arthropoda; Insecta; Orthoptera; Gryllidae.